AUGAUAUCGCUGGUACUCUGUUUCUGUUUGGCAGUUGUCGUAACGGCUGCUCCUGGACGUGAUUACAUCGAACUUGCACGUGGUGGUCGUAUUGUCGGGGGCAUCAAUGCGCUGCCGCAUGAGUUCCCAAGUGUUGUAUCCCUACAGCGCUUAAUCCUUACACAGUCCACCCACGUUUGUGGCGGAACUAUCCUCACUCAACGAUGGGCCAUGACUGCCGGCCACUGCAUACUUCAUUCACCAGAAGGCGCACGCUUUGCGAUCUGGGCUGGAUCACAUGAAAUCUUGUCAUCGGAACCGAACAGACAAGUAAUUAACGUCGAUCAUUCUAUAAUUCACCCUGAAUAUCUCGGAGGAGUUAACCCAUCGGACAUUGCUCUCAUGUUUUUGGCGAAUUACUUGAAUUUCAAUGACUUUGUACAACCUUCGGUACUUCCUGCGCAAGGAGAUCUCGCCGUGCCCGGACCGGCCACCCUCGCAGGAUGGGGCAGCACAUCUGGCAGCGUUAACAUUAUGCCGUCGACCUUGCAAAAGGUCCAGAAACCGAUUAUCGAUUUCGAUACUUGUGAGGAAGCGAACGGAGGGCCAGGAAACACUCCGCUUGGACCGACCAACGUUUGCACGGGACCGCUGACCGGUGGAAUUUCCGCGUGCGCAGGCGAUUCCGGUGGUCCAUUGCUCGUCAUCGAAAAUGGAGUACAGACGCAGGUCGGCAUUGUUUCCUGGGGAUGGGUUCCCUGUGGUUCUAUUGGUCGCCCAUCGGUGUAUGUGGGUGUCGCAAGCUACCGCUCUUGGAUUGAUGAAACUAUUAACUGA
This is a messenger RNA of Sabethes cyaneus, 816 nucleotides long. RefSeq names its product trypsin-1-like. Bases 1 to 816 code for a protein of 271 amino acids. Lineage: Eukaryota; Metazoa; Arthropoda; Insecta; Diptera; Culicidae. The record is from RefSeq and is a predicted model, not a curated record. Gene Ontology annotation, molecular function: serine-type endopeptidase activity. Gene Ontology annotation, biological process: proteolysis. The transcript is spliced from 2 exons.